Symbiodinium sp. CCMP2456 is the source of this 1089-nucleotide messenger RNA. Lineage: Eukaryota; Dinophyceae; Suessiales; Symbiodiniaceae. The record is from the annotation of a GenBank genome assembly.
AUGGGCGGUCAACAACUACGCCAUUGGAUUAUCAAGCCCAAGUAUGAGAAAAAGUUGACAGAAAAUCAACAACAACGACCUGCAGGUUAUGAGUUCAUCCGCAACUUCGGGCCCCGAUGCAACAAUCGGAAUCAAUUCGUGGAAUGGACGGACGAGCAGAUCCACACUCCAGGUGGUAAGUUGGAAAACUGGGCAGCAUCCAAGGUGAAAGAAGCCCUGGCGAACUACAUGAAAGGCAGACAGAAUGCCAAGACCCUUGAGUUCUGGCCCUUAACGCUCAAAACGUUCAUCCCGUGGAUUCUGAACCGUGAGGAAGACGCGACAGUAUGGGCCCCGUAUUCCUCUGCUCAAUUUGAUCUAGGGGCCGGACGCCACGCGUGCAACAACCCGUACGGCAAAGACAACGACAAGAAACUCUACAACACCAUGAACGCCACCAAGGUCUGGCAUGCUGGUCACGACGAGUUUAUGAAAAUGAUCAAACCUUCUUUUCCUGCGGUCGAUGAGGACGAGGACAUGGAUGCCAUUCUUGCUAGGACUCAUCUCAUCGUCAUCACAAACUCGGGUGUUUACCAUCGUCUUGCCAGCACGUCCAAGGACCCUGUCAACUUCAUGCCUUGGGAUCCGAAUGAGCCGAAGGACCUCGUGAGUGCCUCCCAGCACCACAUCUUCAAGGAAUACAAGAUGAACCCGCACAUUCACAAGUACCCGCCGUCAUACUACGAGGAUCUCGCGUGGUCACAAGAGUUUUUGCGACGUCUCCUUCAUGGCGAACGUCAAGCAAGAAAAGUGGACCAAACAUUCCGGAAAUUGAAAAGCGCGUCCUCGACUGUCAUCGACAUCUCUUCCCCGUCUCCCAGGAAGACGUCUACGGCAUCCGCUCUUUCAUCCGAGAUGUUGCCUUCGCCAAAGCGUGCCAAAGUUAAAGUUCCAAUGAAUCCAGAUUUUCCCGGAUUGGCCCCCUCAGAUGCAGAUGACGACGACCAUGUCAUUCCGCAAGUUGGUCAUGUACCCGAUGAACUCGAAGACCAACUAGAGCAGCUCAUGGAGGAAGCCGACGGUGAUGACAAGAUGGACAUUGCCGACUGA